Messenger RNA from Cinara cedri, 915 nucleotides. The record is from the annotation of a GenBank genome assembly. NCBI's taxonomy places the organism in Eukaryota, Metazoa, Arthropoda, Insecta, Hemiptera, Aphididae.
AUGGCUGUCGCCGGGGAACCGUUGAAUUUGGCUAAAGGUAAGUACACAUCAAACGUAACUAUUAACAUUAACAUGACUUAUAUAAGUCUACAUACAAUUAUUAUGUCGACGGUGUACACAUAGACAAUUAUUUGUUUUGAUUUUUGUAAAUUUCUUCGCAGAUGUCAAACGGGCAAUCGAAUUGUUGGAAAAGCUCCAAAAAAGUAAAAACCCUUAAACAAUAAUUAUCUUUGUUCAGUUAAUAAUGUAAAGUGUUUUUAUAGCUGGAGAGGUUCCAGUGACCAAAUUGGCUGCAUUGCAAAAAGUUUUGCAGAGCGAUUUUCUAGCGUCCGUUCGUGAAGUGUAUGAACACAUGUACGAAACUGUUGACAUACAAGGUUCUCAGGUACGUAACACUUAUUGUGUUACUCUUCGCCCGUGCUGACCUACAUUUUGAUGUUUCUGUGUAGGAUGUCCGUGCAUCGGCUACAGCCAAAGCCACUGUUGCUGCAUUUGCUGCUAGUGAAGGCCACGCCCAUCCAAGAGUGGUAGAAUUGCCCAAAACUGAAGAAGGACUUGGAUUCAAUGUGAUGGGUGGACGAGAACAGAAUUCUCCGAUAUAUAUAUCACGCAUUAUACCUAGUGGUGUGGCUGAUAGACAUGGUGGUUUAAAACGAGGCGAUCAACUACUGUCUGUCAAUGGAGUGGUUAGUGGAGUUUUUAUUAUUAUUAUAAAAAAUCAUAGAACUUAUUUGUCUACUUAAAAUAUGGAUAUAGAGUGUAGAGGGAGAAAACCAUGAAAAAGCUGUAGAACUACUGAAACAAGCUCAAGGAUCUGUCAAAUUGGUUGUCAGGUAUACACCUAAAGUUUUGGAAGAAAUGGAAAUGCGAUUUGACAAACAACGUGCUGCUCGAAGGAAGCAACAAAACCAAUAA